Molecule: messenger RNA, 2271 nt
Organism: Pestalotiopsis fici W106-1
Lineage: Eukaryota; Fungi; Ascomycota; Sordariomycetes; Amphisphaeriales; Sporocadaceae
Exons: 4
Coding region: 1-2271 (756 amino acids)
Source: RefSeq, a predicted model, not a curated record
AUGUCGGCAAAUAUCAUCCGUGAUAGCAUUGACCAGCAUGUCCACACUGGCCUCUGGACAGAUUGGUCGAAUGGACCUGUCCUCGGUCGAACACUCACCAUGUCUCGUUCGAACGGCAAUCUUCUUAUCGCAUUUACCGCAUCUUUCGUCGCUUUUGUGGCUACCUGUUUCUGGAGGAUUCUCUGCCUAGCUAUCCACAGAUGCUGUUCUUCUCAAGAUCCUAGAAACGCUCUUCACGGCCAGCGUCAGGUCAUUCUACGCAACUCCUCCAGCGCCGAGAGCGGAUUGAUCUCGCUUGUGCGUCUUUCCUGGGCGUGGCGUCACUUGGGUCCCCGUCGACUGCUUCACCUGCUCUUUCUCUCCUGUCUCGCUGCCACGAUCGCAGCGGCAUUUACCGUCGCCGGUGGCUUUUCAUCUGUAAUUUCUUCUGCGGUUGAAGAUGUUGUCUUAAUUGAUAGCUCCAACUGCGGCUUCAUUGGUGCUCCAACCAAUGCUUCAUUGAUUGGGCCAAGCCUCAUGUUCAUCUCGGAACAGUUGAACAGCGCUGCGAAUUAUGCUCAACAAUGUUACUCGUCUAACAGUUCCGGAGUUCUUGGAUGCUCGCGUUUCGUCAGAGACAAAAUCCCGAAACUUACAAUGACAAAUACCUCGUGUCCAUUCGAAAACGGCCUUUGCCGGUCAAAUGAUUCAAACAUAAUGCUGGAUACGGGACCUAUCAACACUAAUGACGUUUUAGGACUGAACGCGCCAGAGGGAGAAAGGUCUUCCUACAGAUCUGUGCUUUCUUGUGCACCGAUAGUAACGGACGGAUAUGCGACCCAGAGAAAUACCUCCAAUGGCAAUUUUGUUCAGUACAACUAUGGACAGCUUAGAAUGGGGUCCCUUGAAAACCAGACAAUGGUUAACUACACUUUGGAGACAAAUGAUCUAGAAUCGCAAUAUUCGCGAUCGAGAGAUCCUAAUUCCUGGUCCGGCUUCAACCAUAGACUUCGGUGUCAAUCCUCAGCUACUAUCAACGGCCAACCUUCCUUCAAUAACAACCACCAUGGGUGGAUUCCACUACCCGGUUUGCAGCGUCCAGAUGGCGACGUCACACUGGCUUUUCUUUCUGGAGAUGGUAUCGUUUAUAAUCAGCCCACCGAAGACAUAUGGUAUCGCGCAUCUGUUCCUGGUGUCUCCAAAGCCACUAAAGGCGCUUAUGGACAAGCACAGUCAUAUAUGCCAGAUGAAGCAGCAUCUCCGCUUGGCUGCGUUGAACAAUAUCAAAUCUGCAAUUUGGCACUGCCCAAUAAUUCUGGUUGUGGGCCGUUGGCAAGCUUCUACGAUGCAAUGGCUGGCGCUGCGCCAUUUUUUAAUUUCACGAGCCAAGAAUGGUUGCACUACUGGGAAACCGGUACUAUACCACCAGAAAAUCGAGCAGCAGCUCGUCUUACUUGGAUCUUUAUGAUGUGGACUUUCGAACCUGUGACACUCAACAAUAUCAUCACGAAGAUGGGGGCAAGCAGUCUCAUAUCACAGUCCCAGCUAUACGGCGGCACCCAAUACGGGUUGCCUUCGAAUCAAUGGCAAAGCGAUGUGGCGCACUGCGACGCAGCGCUGGACGAUUUUCGGUUCUUGCCCGACGGUAGUAUACAAGAAGAAUUUUGCAACAGCCAGAAAAUCCGGAGUUCAAGUUACACUUCCUUCAGUGCAUUUGGUUUAUGCUUCACCUAUGUCACUGGGGGGCUGAUUAUCCUUAUCUCGGUAAUCAUUGAGCCUAUCUUGAGCCUUUUCUACAAGAAGUAUGGAUACCAGAGAUAUCGCCAACUAGAGUGGACAACGAACCAGCAACUACAGCUCCAUCGUCUCGUGCAUGAGCCAUUGGGACAUGGCACAUGGUCAAGGGGUACCGAAUUCGUCCCUAUUACGGAAAAGGACGAGUUCUUGGGCGAGUUGGACGUUUCUACGGACCAUCCCGUCAUUGCAAAACCAAGCUCCAAGACUGAGUAUCAGGCUGGAAGCGGCGACAACACAUUGUCAGGAGAUCCGGCAUUGAAUGGCGAGGAAGAUGCCCAGAGUGACGAGCAGACAAUAAUCGACGGGCGCACUGGAAGACAGACACCAGAUGGAGAAGUAGCACCUCGGGAAGACGGUUUACCAAGGGACACUACAACGCGCAUCGAUGAGAGGGUUUCAGCUCCACAAUCUGCUGAUAGAUUAUCGUAUCAUGACGACUAUAGUAGAGCCGACGCUCCUGGGACAAUUUCUACUUCAUCUUUCAGUCAAGUAUGA